Messenger RNA from Eucalyptus grandis, 1358 nucleotides. RefSeq names its product cytokinin dehydrogenase 3. The transcript is spliced from 4 exons. The record is from RefSeq and is a predicted model, not a curated record. NCBI's taxonomy places the organism in Eukaryota, Viridiplantae, Streptophyta, Magnoliopsida, Myrtales, Myrtaceae. Gene Ontology annotation, biological process: cytokinin metabolic process. Bases 54 to 1358 code for a protein of 434 amino acids. Gene Ontology annotation, molecular function: cytokinin dehydrogenase activity; FAD binding.
CUCUUCCUUUUCCCCUGCCAUGUCUAAUUUCUCUCCCUCUCUCCCUCCAUAGGAUGGCAGGAACCUACCCAAUGUCUUCAUAUUUCAUGGGAAAAUUCAUCACAACCCGAUCGCUCUCGACAGUCGGCAAAUCCAAGCCCCGGACUCAGUCCCUAAUCCCCAAGCUCAUCAGCAAGCUCUGCACCGACCCCGAGUCGAUAAGCAUGGCCUCGACCGACUUCGGCAACAUCGUCUGGGAAACCCCCCAAGGCGUCCUCCAGCCGUCGUGCCAUGAGGAAAUUGUAGACCUUGUGAGGGACGCGUACAGCGACGAUAAUCCCUCCGCCCCAUUCCCGAUCGCGGCCAGAGGGUGUGGCCACUCGGUUCGGGGCCAAGCCCUGGCCCCAGGGGGGAUCGUGGUGGACAUGACAUCCCUGGCGAGCCACCAAGGUGGCACUGGCGGAGGACCAGCUGUUGCCGUGUCGUGGAGCAGGUCGCUCGGGCACUACGCCGACGUCAGCGGCGGGCAGAUCUGGAGGGACGUGUUGGAGGAGACUUUAAGGCAUGGGCUCGCGCCGGUCUCGUGGACGGAUUAUUUGUACGUGACCGUGGGAGGGACGCUCUCUAAUGGCGGCAUAAGCGGGCAAACGUUUCGAUACGGUCCUCAAAUCAGCAACGUGUACGAAAUGGACAUCAUUACUGGGACCGAGGAACUUAUGACUUGCUCACCUGACAAAAAUCCCGAGCUGUUUUACUCUGUUCUCGGAGGUCUUGGCCAGUUCGGCAUAAUAACAAGAGCGAGGAUUGCCUUAGAUCGAGCUCCAAAGAGAGUCAAAUGGGUGAGAAUGCUGUACAGUGAUUUUUCGGCUUUUACGAGAGACCAAGAACAUCUGAUCUCAAAGAGUGGGAGGGACCAAGACGAUGCAUUGGAUUAUGUGGAAGGGCUGCUCCUCAUGCACCAGGGUCCUCCGGAUAGUUGGAGAUCUUCUUUCUUCCCUGAGCCGGACCACCCACGAAUCGCAUCGUUGAUGGACCGACAUGAACUCAUCUAUUGUCUCGAAGUAGCAAAGUACUACGAUGAUCUCACCGAGAAUACAGUGAACAGGGAUCUGGAGAAUUUGUUCCAAGAAUUGAGCCAUAUUCCCGAGUUCUUGUUCCAAAAAGACGUCACCUACAUCGAUUUCCUUGAUCGAGUGCGAAAGGGAGAGCUGAAACUCCGAGCGCAGGGCCGUUGGGAUGCUCCUCAUCCAUGGUUGAACCUAUUCGUGCCCAAAUCUCGCAUCUCCGAUUUCAACAACGGUGUUUUCAAGAACAUUGUUCUCAAAAGGAACAUAACUACAGGAACCGUCCUCAUUUAUCCCAUGAAUCGAAACAAGUAG